UAUUGACCUCUCUUAAAGCGUGCUGUUUCCGGUUGCCGGUAGUGGCUAAAAAGUCAGCUGAAAAGUCUAAAUAUGUACCGUUGUAGGUUACUGUUACACAAUUCUGAAUCAAUUUCACGAUGUCUGUAUACAAAGGCCCCACAGUCAAAGCUUUUUCAAGGUCGGCAGAAACUCCUGCAACCUGUGAGGAAGAUGGGAAUAUCGACUGUUGAAGGUGCAGGCAACAGCAAUAUGCUUCUCAUAACUGGUUUAGCAUCAUUUGCAGUUUUUGGUGGCAUAGUGUGGCAUAAAUACGUAGAUUUGAGCUACCAACCUAGGCACACUCCAAAGUUUGCAGUGUCUCAGUCAUCUUCGGAAGUCUCUAGUGAUUCCUCAGCUGCAACAGAAGGAGGGGGAACACCUGCUGCAUCCUCACCAGGUGAGAAAUCCACAUCAUCGGCACCGACCGCAGAAACAUCACAAGCAGUUACACUGCCUGAGAUUCCAGACCAUGCUCCAUACCUCCUGAUCGGGGCAGGGACAGCUUCAUUUGCUGCCUUCAGAGCUAUAAGAGGAAGUGAUCCUAAGGCUAAGGUGUUAGUUAUAACAGAGGAGGAAUUCAAUCCAUACAUGCGCCCUCCGUUGUCCAAAGAAUUGUGGUUUAGCGAUGAUAAGGAAGGAAUAGAACAUUUUGAGUUUAAACAGUGGAAUGGUAAAGAGAGGAGCAUUUUCUUUGAGCCAGAUUCGUUUUAUUGUGACCCAAGUGAAUUAUCCACCAAAGAGAAUGGGGGCGUGGCUAUACUAAAAGGACAUAAGGUUACAGCACUUGACAUCCAUAAAAAGAAAGUGACUUUAAAUAACGGAAAGGAAAUUAAGUUUGAUAAAUGCCUGCUUGCUACUGGUGGCAAGCCAAGGAACCUACCAGCAGUUACUCGUGCUGGGUCAGAGGUUGAGAAGAGAACAACGCUUUUUAGAAAUGCUGAUGAUUUUAAAUCACUAGAAGAAAUUUCAAGAAAUGUUAAAUCUAUAGCAAUAAUUGGUGGUGGCUUUCUUGGAAGUGAGCUGGCAUGUGCUCUUGGAAAACGAGGAAAGGACUCUGGUUUGAAAGUGGUACAGUUCUUCCCUGAGUCUGGUAAUAUGGGAAGAGUUUUACCUGAAUAUCUUAGUAAUUGGACGACUAACAAAGUAACUAAAGAGGGUGUUGAUGUGAUUCCUGACGCCUUUUUAAAAUCUGCUGCAUUUGAUCAAGCCACUGAACAAGUCGUUUUGAAACUCAGCAAUGGACAAAAGGUUUCUACUGACCAUGUGGUUGUUGCUGUCGGUUUAGAGCCAAACGUAGAUCUUUCAAAGUCAGCAGGCCUAGAGAUUGACGAUGUUCACGGUGGUUACCGCGUCAAUGCGGAACUUGAGGCAAGAAGCAACGUAUGGGCUGCUGGUGAUGCUGCCUGUUUUUAUGACAUUAAGCUAGGCAGAAGGAGGGUUGAGCACCAUGACCAUGCUGUGGUCAGCGGUAGACUCGCUGGCGAGAACAUGACUGGGGCCAACAAGGCCUACUGGCAUCAAUCUAUGUUCUGGAGUGACCUUGGCCCAGAUGUAGGGUACGAGGCUAUUGGAAUUGUGGAUUCUAGUUUACCAACAGUUGGAGUUUUUGCCAAAGCCACAGAUAAAGACACCCCUAAGGCAGUAGUGGAGGAGACCGGAGAGGGUAUUAGGUCAGAGACUGAACAGGUUGCAGACAUUAAAUCUAGUGAGGUGGUUAAACCUAAGCUCUCUGCCCCUAAUUAUGAAGAAGACUAUGGCAAAGGUGUAGUAUUUUAUGUGAAGAAUAAGACAGUUGUUGGCCUAGUAUUAUGGAAUGUAUUCAAUAAAAUGCCUCUGGCUCGUAAGAUUAUCAAGGAAGAAAAGGAGUAUGAUGACUUAAAUGAAUUAGCCAAGCUUUUCGACCUCCAUAAGGAUUAGAUGUUAUGCAAUCACUGAUGUUGUUAUUAAAUAGUUAAUUAUGCGUGCCAAUUUACUUUUAGUUUUUGUUGCAUUUCUGGUUAAAACAAUUAUAUUUAUCAGGUCUUAUGUAUUUUUCCUAUAUAAUUUGCAGUUCUACAUGAUUUCAUAUCUUUAAGGGUCCCAUAUUCGGUUUUUUGCAUGUUUCGACAUUAAAUUUCAUGAGCCUCUGCUCUGUCGCGGGUGAAUUGAGUGCAUCAAAAGCCUUUUUUCUCAGCGCUAUUAAUAUUUAAUAUGGGCUCAUGGUUCCAGUACAUAUCAAGUCAACAAAGUAAUACUUUACUGAAAUACAUCUUUAUAACAACUACAUACAAUUCAAAAUCAUAGAUUUGUCCAUUACUGUAUUAAUUUGUGCUUCUCUUUUAUUUCAAUUUUUGUUUUUAAAGACUCUUUUUCGGAGUUUUUAAUAUUAUGUAAUAAGGGAGUGACUUGUUUUGCUGAUGUCUCAUUUAAACAAUGCUAUUGUAUAUGUCAGUACAAUUGUAUUAAAAAUAGGCUUCCAGUGGGAGCGCGUGUCUACUGCCAAUGCACGAGUUUACGGGUAGUAGUAAAUCACGUCAUUUCACACAUCACAAAUGUGACAUAAUGUCAACUCACGCUCGUAAUGUCAACUUUACACUUCCGGAUUGACCAGGAUAGCAAUCCGGAAAAAUGAAUUCUAAUAAAUGACAUUUGGGAGUUGGAUCAAUGCAAUCAAAUAUAUUUGUGUCCCACCAUUUCCAAAAUAUAUUUUGUAUUCAGCUCAAUUAUGAAGGAAUGCAUGAUUUGCAAUGUACUACUUCAUGAUACACAAUUCAAUUAAUAUAAUAAGAUUCUAUUCUAUUUAAAUUUCUUGUACAACAUCUUAAUUGUUUCGAAAUAAAUUUAAAUUACAUUAUCAGAAGUUAUAUUUUAAGAGAGUUUGUGAGAAAAGAACAAUUAAAUAUUGUGUGAUGAUGA
Anneissia japonica is the source of this 2916-nucleotide messenger RNA. Its product is annotated as apoptosis-inducing factor 1, mitochondrial-like. The transcript is spliced from 16 exons. The record is from RefSeq and is a predicted model, not a curated record. Gene Ontology annotation, biological process: mitochondrial respiratory chain complex assembly; apoptotic process. Gene Ontology annotation, cellular component: mitochondrion; cytoplasm. Bases 73 to 1938 code for a protein of 621 amino acids. NCBI's taxonomy places the organism in Eukaryota, Metazoa, Echinodermata, Crinoidea, Comatulida, Comatulidae. Gene Ontology annotation, molecular function: protein dimerization activity; FAD binding; NAD(P)H oxidase H2O2-forming activity.